Haliotis rufescens (red abalone) is the source of this 4321-nucleotide messenger RNA. Its product is annotated as patched domain-containing protein 3-like. Gene Ontology annotation, cellular component: membrane. The record is from RefSeq and is a predicted model, not a curated record. Gene Ontology annotation, molecular function: transmembrane transporter activity. NCBI's taxonomy places the organism in Eukaryota, Metazoa, Mollusca, Gastropoda, Lepetellida, Haliotidae. The transcript has 4 exons. Gene Ontology annotation, biological process: transmembrane transport. Bases 121 to 2700 code for a protein of 859 amino acids.
UUGAUAACAUCCUGAAAUGUUGAGUGGGCAAGAAGAAAACUGACUUGUUGGCUUUGUAAGAAAAACUUGAAACUAGCAUCCUUGUACGGUUAAAGAAGUCAGCUAUGCGCAGCUACCAAGAUGUGCUCCUUCAAUAGAUGUUUUGAGGUUGUGUCCACCUUCUUCCAGAGAAUAUUUGAAAAGAUCGGUGUUUUCAUUGGCACCUACCCAGUUGUGCUGAUAGUUACCUCAAUUUUAGUAACCCUUUUUCUCAGCUGCGGUAUGAUAACAUUGUCCAACGAGACUGACACAGAGACCCUGUACACGCCCAUUAACAGCAGAGCAUCACAAGACAGAGUUCAGUACCAGGCCACGUUCCCAGACGCCACGGGAAGCAACUACCGAGGACAUGCACUUACGGCUCUUGACAUGUAUGGCCGAUUGUUGAUAAGCAGCACGACUGAUGGGAACAUCCUGUCCAAUGCAUCCAUGCAAGAAAUACGGAACCAUAUAAGCACAAUAAAAGAUAUCAGUGUUACAUAUGAGGGAGUGAUGAUCAAGUAUGAUGAUGUCUGUGCUCGACAAAAUGGGAGUUGUUUUGCUUCAGGAGAAUUUCUCACAACAGAUGCUGUAUAUAAUGCUUAUCUGUCUGGUGGAAUCACCUACCCAAACUGGAAUAACAUAGACAUAUCAGCAUUUCUUGGACAGGUUAAUUAUACAGGUGGAACAGUGGUAUCAGCAAAGUACCUGAGUGUCACGUUUAAUUUACGAAUGGACUCAACGGUUAACAAGGCAAAAGCAAGAGCGUGGGAAGAAGCGUUCCUGAAGAGAGCAGCAAGUUUAAACACAACAUCUACAAGGAUAAACUAUGCUGCCUCCCAUUCACUAGACACAGAGUUGAACAAAAACACAAACGGAGACAUCGUGUUCUUCUCUAUAACCUUCACGUUGAUGAUCACGUAUGCCACUGUCGUCGCCGGAGGUGAUGCGGUGUCAUCGAGGACGUGGGCAUCAUGGGCUGGCGUUCUUGCUGCUGGAUUUGGCAUAUUGUCUUCAUUUGGACUUGUUAGCCUUUGUGGUGUCAAGUUUGUCAAUAUCGUUGGUGUAACACCAUUUCUGAUCAUAGGUAUCGGUGUGGACGACAUGUUCCUGUUGAUGUCCAGUUGGGCGGAGACCUACCCACACCGAGACAAGUCCGUCGCCAGUAGGAUGGGAAUGACCUUUGCCUCAGCGGGUAUCGGUAUCACCAUCACGUCCCUCACUGAUCUUCUGGCCUUCUUAACUGGCGUGUCUUCUGUGUUUCUCAGUGUGAGGAAUUUCUGUCUCUAUACAGGAGUGGCCGUCAUCUUCUGCUACCUGUACCAGUGCCUCCUCUUCUCCCCCUGCCUUGCCAUCCAUGGCCGUCGGGUUGACAGUAACAGACACUGCAUGACCUGCCUCAAAACCAAAUCCGGAGCCAAACUCAGGAAAGAUGGCGCCUCCACCUGUAGAGUGUUAUGCUGUGGUGGUUCACCACCAACAAAAAGAGGUCAGGAUGAACGAUUCUUUGAGACACUGCCACGAAAGUACUUGCCACGAAUGUUGCUGAGUGUGUGGGGGAAGGUAAUUGUGAUUGUGCUAUUCUUGGCCUACCUUGGAGUGUCAAUAUGGGGAACAUUGAACUUCAAACAAGGUUUGAUUCUGAAGAACCUGGUCUCCACAGAUUCAUACUAUCAUUCCUAUAGUGAGAUAUAUGAUGCAUACUUCUCAAGUGCUUUCCCUGUCCCGUUUGUAUUUGGCCCAACCACAAAUUACACAGACAAGAAUACUGUAGAUAAUAUCAAGACUCUGAUCACUAGUGCAAAUACAGACUCUGGAGUAGAUGAGAAUUCGCUCAUUUGCUGGUUCAAUUCAUAUAAAUCAGCAACUGCUUAUGAUAACAGCAGCACUACAGCUUUUGUAUCGGGAUUGAAAACAUUUUUUACAACAACCACAUUAUUUGAUAACGAUGUUGUAUUUGACGCAACUGAUACUGAUAUCAAAGCUUCCCGAUGUUAUCUUUUAUCAACAAAUAUUAAAGAAUCCAAUGCUCAAUCUGAUGUUAUGGUUCGAAUGCGAGCUCUGGCAGACAACUCACCUCUCUCUGUCUACACCUUCCACCCAGCCUAUAUCUUCUUUGAGCAGUAUGCUGCCAUCCUACCCAGUACACUACAAACUGUUGGUCUGGCACUGGUCGUCAUGACUGUGGUCACCUGCAUCUUUCUUCCUCAUCCUCUUCUGGUUUUCCUUGUCGUCCUGAACGUCGUUUCUAUCCUCGUUGGCAUAUUCGGGUUCCUUUAUAUCUGGGGACUGAGUCUCAGCUCAGUGACAAUGAUCCAUCUCAUCAUGUCUGUCGGCUUCUCGGUGGACUUCAGUGUGCACGUGUGCUCUGCCUAUAUGAUUGGAGAAGGAAGAAACAGGGGAGAGAAAACCGAAUCUGCCAUUGUCCAUGCAGCUGGUCCCAUAUUAAACGGUGGAAUGUCAUCCUUUCUCGGCAUUCUUGUGCUUGUGUUUUCAAAGUCCUACAUCUUCAACUCCUUCUUCAAGAUCAUGUUAACAGUGAUCCUGUUCGGCAUGCUGCAUGCUGUGUUCCUCCUCCCUGUGAUACUCUCCAUCCUUGGCCCUGUAACCAAGUCUUUCAGAACUUCUGCAAGCUCACGUAGCAACAGCCGCCCACCAUCACCUCCCAUAGACUACAUGUAACAAAGACCGCUGCUGUCAUUGUUUUUUCUGAACAUUAUUGUAUGAGUUCAUUUCAGAAUUAACAUAUUAACAUAUGUUAAUAGGCAUACACCUCAAGCCAUUAUUCACUGUCCUCCCCUAAACACACACACACACCUACAAUGAAAUGUUGCUCUGAUAUCCAAUGAGGUGUACAUUCACAAUACUAGUAUUUGAUAAAGAGAUAUAAUGUAUUGACCUUGUAAAUUAUGUUAAAAACAUAACCUCAGUAAUAAAGAGAAAGAGUACAUAACCUGAAAAAUACAUUUAAAUAAAACGAGAUAUGCUGUAAUAAUACUUUGUAGUGUAGUGUAAUAUUUAGGUGACUCGAAGCCAUAUCGAGAUAUUCUUGAGAUACAUUUUAUUGUCGGAAUGCUUUAGUGAUACGAGGUGUUAGUGUGAAGGUAAGCGUAUCCUACCCCACCUAUGGCAGAAACAUGCAAAAGCAAGCCAGUUGUCGUCUUCGUAGAAAGAGCUUGCUCAAUUGUACCUCGAUUGUACCUCGAUUGUACCAAAGACUGGAGCUGCUGGAAUAUUGUUCGACAUAAAGGGACACAAAUCUUACGGCACCAUAUGGCGUAACACUAGUCAUACCUUUUAGAGUGCAGUUGCGUUUUUAGUGGGGUUAGAACAUGGAAUUUACCACUAAGUUCCAUGCAAUUUGAAGCCUGAUUUCAGUGCAGUCCAAAAUCACCCUUGCUGAUUUGAAUGUCAACUGAAAUUCGUGGGGCAUGUAAUUAUCCACCUGCACUCAACCAUCCCUAAAGCAAAGUACAAGAAAUUGUCCAAGGUGACGAUUUAUUUGCUGAUGAAUAGUUCCUAAAUGAGAAGCAUACUGAGUGGAAUUCCUGCAAGAAAGGUAUUAUCUGAACAUCCAUAAUAUUUUAUGCAUACUUUACAAGUUUGAAAGUCUAAAGAUAUUUUGAAAGAGUACUAUUCUUUAAAGGAGGCGUAACUUUUCCUAUAUGUUGAGCAAUGUUCCUGCAGCUCCAGCCCUCGGUGUCUUCAUUUCACAACUUUUGAGGAACAAUCGAGCAUGCUCUUUGUACCAAGAUUUCAAAGAGCGUCAUAUGAAUCUUGCUCAGAAGCUGUUUGAUCAAGGUUACAACAUUCCAGGCCUCUGUAAAGCUUUCAAAUUAUAUUUUACUGUGGACAUGUGGACAAUUAACUUGCCUUUGCAUGUGUUUGUGAUGAAUAAAAUAGUAUGUUGUUCCAUAAAAUGCAUUUCCCACUCUUUUAUUAGCAUACUGAGUGUGAGUGAGUGAGUAUGGUUUUACGACGCUUUUAACAAUAUUCCAGCAAUAUCACGGCGGGGGACACCAGUAAUGUGCUUCACACAUUGUACCCAUGUCGGGAAUCGAACCCGGGUCUUCGGCAUGACGAGCGAACGCUUUAACCACUAGGCUACCCGAACGCCCCAUUAGCUUUUUGUGAUCAAUGUGACCUUAAUUGCAACUUUUGUGUUGAUGUGAUCAUUAGUUAACUGUAGUAAUUAUAUAAGUUUGUUUGUGGUUUUACGCAGCACCCAGCAAAAUGACGGCGGUCUGUAAAUAAUCGAGUCUGGACCAGACAAUCCAGUGAUUGAUGUGAUGAGCAUCGAUCC